Nezara viridula (southern green stink bug) is the source of this 620-nucleotide messenger RNA. Lineage: Eukaryota; Metazoa; Arthropoda; Insecta; Hemiptera; Pentatomidae. The record is from the annotation of a GenBank genome assembly.
UCUUAAAUUAGUCUAUAUGAUUUAUUGUAGUUAUUAUAGAGAGUGGAUGUGGAGGUUCUCGUUAUUCAGGAUUAUUUUCUUUCUCUGUAAUUAGAAAAAUAAAACCUGUUUUGUUCGAGUCUUCAACAUCCGCCUUCAUAAAUUAUUAAAGGAUUUGUGACCUGUUCUAGUUAUCGGGAUUAGCGGUGCUGAUAGUUGGCGCUAUCGUCCUCACCAAUGUUAUGCAGUUCGGGCAGUUCGUCUCUUCGGGUGUCCUGGGUCCUCCGAUCGUCCUCAUCGUCCUAGGAGGACUCAUCUUCUUCAUCGCCUUCCUCGGCUGCUGCGGUGCCAUAAAGGAGAACUUCUAUAUGCUCAUUGCUUCCAAUUUGUUACAGUUCGCAGUUCUGUUGGCGAUAAUCUUCGUGAUAGAGAUUGCCGUUGGUAUCGCAGCGAGCAUCUCGAAGGACGAGUUCACUGGAGCCAUGAGGGACGGGCUCAGAGCCUCGAUGACCAACUACACCAAGACGAAGCUGGAUCGGCAGACCUGGGACAACCUGCACAGAUCUGUGAGUUCUUUACGAAACGGGUUCAUAUUAUUGUGUUCAAUAAUUUUCCUAAGAAACUAUAAGGUGGGUAUGUAA